Messenger RNA from Camellia sinensis, 1065 nucleotides. NCBI's taxonomy places the organism in Eukaryota, Viridiplantae, Streptophyta, Magnoliopsida, Ericales, Theaceae. The record is from RefSeq and is a predicted model, not a curated record.
AUGAAAAGGAAUCCUUUUGAAUGCACAAAACCGGGUAUCGGGUAUAGGCACUUUGAUGCUGCUGCCCUUUACCAUUCAGAGCAAACUCUUGGUGAGGCAAUAGCACAAGCUCUACAGCUUGGGCUCAUUCAAUCUCGCACGGAGCUUUUCAUCACAUCAAAGCUUUGGUGCUCCGACGCACACACCGACCGUGUCCUUCCAGCAUUGCAAAAAACUUUGCAGAGACUUGGGCUAGAGUAUUUGGAUUUAUACCUCAUUCACUUUCCAAUCUUCUUGAAGUCCGAGGGCUAUGAAGCGACUUUCAAUAAUAAGGAUCUUCUUCCCAUGGACUUCAAGGCUGUUUGGGAAGCUAUGGAGGAGUGUCACAGACUCGGCCUCGCCAAACAUAUAGGAGUUAGCAACUUCUCCUGCCAGAAGAUUCAGCAAUUAUUGCUCACAUCAAAGAUCCUUCCGGCCGUUAAUCAAGUGGAGGUGAACCCAGUUUGGCAGCAAAAGAAGUUAAGGGAAUUCUGUGAGAAAAAGGGUAUCCAUGUUACAGCAUACUCACCUUUAGGUGCUAGUGGAACAAGGUGGGGAAACAACCGAGUCAUGGAUUGUGAGACACUCAAAGAGAUUGCUGAUGCUAAAGGCAAGACUGUUGCUCAAGUUUGCUUGAGAUGGGUUUAUGAGCAAGGAGUGAGCGUACUUGUGAAGAGCUUUAACAAAGAGAGGAUCAAAGAAAAUCUGGACAUAUUUGAUUGGAUGCUCAGUCCCGAAGAGUCUCAGAAGAUUGACAGAAUUCCACAGCAAAAAGGGUGUCUUGGACUCCAGUUCAUAUCCGACCAAGGCCCUUAUCAAUCUGUUGAGGAGAUUUGGGAUGAAGAGAUUAUAACUUGUUAAGGUUAUAAUUUACAACCUGCUCUGUUUGGUCUAUGUGAUAUAAUUAAAACCAGGACUGCUAUGUGGGUUAGAGCUGCUGAUGUGAAGCUGCCUUUUUCAGUCAAUGAUUUCUUGUAUAACUUACAACAAAUUAAGUUUUGUCGAAGAGGGAUAGGUUGAAGCCGUGCCUGUCCUACUUCUUGUUUC